Saccostrea cuccullata (small rock oyster) is the source of this 2722-nucleotide messenger RNA. RefSeq lists its product as uncharacterized. The record is from RefSeq and is a predicted model, not a curated record. Bases 34 to 1188 code for a protein of 384 amino acids. The transcript is spliced from 6 exons. Lineage: Eukaryota; Metazoa; Mollusca; Bivalvia; Ostreida; Ostreidae.
AUUCGCCGGUUUCCUCGUCCUCUUUGUUGUAAGAUGGAAGGCAGGAAAAGGGCACACUGCAGUGGCAGUUAUUCACCGCCAGACGACAGUGACACUGAAAAGUCAAAUACUACAUUAGAGAGUACACCACCUACUACUACAUCAACAUCAUCAUCAAGCGAAAGUGAUUCAUUUCCAAGUAGCACUUCCAAAUGGAGACGAACUGAUGUAGACAAAUUGGGAAUAAAACUCGCGUAUAGGGCUUGCGCGAUGGAUGUUGUAUAUGAAUGGGGGCUAUAUACAAUGUUUAGAAAGGAUGUCGUUUCAGAAGAAUUGAAUACUGUGGAGGAAAUUUUAUAUGUGUGUAAUUCAAUUGAAGCAGAUUUCACAUCAUUUGAAGAAUUACAGAGAAAGUUUAUUGAAAAUCCCAUGAUAUGUAAAGAAUUCGUUCCAACAGAAAAGAUGCCCGAUGGACUUGGAGUAUGUUCAUGCCGCUUUGAGGAGUUUCAACGAAAAUUGGAACUUGUUUUAAGAGAGGGAAUUAGAGUGAAUGCUUCUGUCUCAGAAUCCAACUUUCAAACUUUAUUUGAGGACUUUCUUAAAAUCUGUGGCAUAAUCACCAGGCACCAACCUGAUAUUGCUAUCAAGAAGAUGAAGGUCAAGGGUGAAAUUGUUUCUUCAGCACCAGAUAUAAUAUGCUAUGGUUUGGAAGGGAAAGUCUUAUGUGUUGUAGAGAUUUUUGGUAAAGUUGAGGUUAAAAAGAACAUAAGAGGUGAAGAUACAUAUGGCAGUCCUGUAAUCAAGAAAACACGCCGUGCAUCUUCUGAAGUAAUGCCCUGCCCACCAGAUGCCCUUCUUGCUCAACAUAUUGGAGAACUGUUAGCCUAUCUUGACGACUCAGUUACACAUAUGGAUCUUUGUGGAAGUGUUGGUAGAGAUAUUCUUGGAUUUAUGGUUGAAAAAACACAAGUGACUGUUACGCAUUUACAGUCAAAUGUAGUCAGCUGGGAAACAAUUCAAACUACCACCAGAUCGGGAUCACUUAAGCAUGUGGAGAAACCGGUUCUUCACUACAGUCGACGAUAUGAUUUUUUGAAUAAAUCGGAUCGACAAGAAUUGUUUAAGGUUAUCCUUCAUAUGAAAUUAAUGCAUUCUGUUCAUGAAAAAGUAGCAGGGCAGAGAAAAAUGAAGGGGACAACUAACCUCUAAAAACAAAUAUUGAAAAAUCACCAUCAAUAAUGCUUUAAUGCUGCAAUGUUUUGUUAAAACUUUCAUAUUUUGCCUACUAUAAAGACUAUAAUCAGAAAUAAUUACAAAAUAUGAAACUUAUGUGAAAUCAUCCUCAGAUAGUUUGGAUUCAUUACCCCCUGGGGUUGGGUGGGACCAUAAUGGGUGAUCAAAGUUUUAUAUAAAAGGAAUACAUAAGGAAAAUCUUCAAAAACCUUCUCAAAAACAGCAAAGCCAUGUUUUAGUCAUAUUUAUUUGGAAGCACCCCCAGUUACAAUGUAAUGUAGAUCCAAUUUUGUACAAAUCAUGUAUGGGAUGGGGUGGGGGCAGAGUGGGCAAGCAAUGUUUAUGCAGGAAUACAUAAGGAAAAUCUUCUCAAGAAAAGCAAAGCUAUCAUGAUUGGUCAUAUCCUCAGGUAGUGUAAAUUCAAGUCUCUUCACAUCAUGACCCCCGGGGUAGGGUAGGGCCACAAUAGGCAAUCAAAGUUUUACAUUGGGAUACAUAGAAAAAUCUCUAAAAAUCUUCUUCUCAAGAACAGCAAAGACAUUUAUUUUUACAUUUUAACUUUUCAAUAGUGUAUUGAUUUCUGCUUUUUCCUAGCAAAAGUGCUCAGGGGAGCAAUGUAGCCUAUGGGCCUCUUAUUUGACUGUGUAAAUAUUUAGUAAAGAUGUGUUGUUUUGACCAAAAAAAUCAAGUUUUUAAAGCAUUAAAAAAUACAUGUUUGUCAGGAUAACUUGUGGUACAUAAAAUUUAUAUACAUUGUAUAAAGAAAUUAUGAAUUAAGAAAAUACUUUCUGAAUGAUUUAAAUAUUACAUAAAUAUUAUUAAUUUAUUGCCUACCUUCUAUAUUUUUGUCACAUUAAUUGAAUUGUACAGAUGAUGUAUAUAAUCAGGUCCACAAUUUCUCGAAUUUAUAUAUGUAAAUAUUUAUAAUAUGAAUAAUUUCAAUUUUUAACACAAUGUGAAUAAUAACAAGGCAGAUUCUAAAGUCAAUGAAUUAAAUUAUGUUUAAUUGGUGUAAUACAUGACAUCUUAAAAGUAAAAAAGUGUUUUUAUUUUUUUAUUACCAUUCGUCAUCUAUUAUAAAUCGAAAUCUUAAGAAACCGUAACAUUAUAUUUACAUACUAGUACUUUCUGUUUUCUCCAACUAUGCACCUGCCAUCAAAAGUUUCAUUCAUAAUACAGAAAUAAAUUCAUUGAUUUUUUGAAACUAUGACGCUUCAUGCCGCCAUAUUUUAUGAAGCGCGAUAAAUAUGCUGGCGAGAAGCUUUGUAGUUCAUGUAUAUCAUGAAUUUUCAAAAAAUAAAUUCAUAUCUGAUAUUAACUAGAUUUUCUGAUGAUUUUCAACGGUAUUCUAUUGAAUUGUAUAGGAAAAACGUCGUCUUUGGUUUGUUUUCAGGCAAGGUUUUGAUUUUAAAAAAUAUCAAUAAUUUUUUUUAUCGUGCAGACGAAUUUCUUUAUCCUUUGGUAUUUAAAAAUAGAAUUGAUUUGAAAUAAAUAUAUGUGAAAAAAUAAA